This is a messenger RNA of Siniperca chuatsi (mandarin fish), 4181 nucleotides long. Its product is annotated as protein Dok-7-like. The transcript is spliced from 13 exons. Bases 223 to 2940 code for a protein of 905 amino acids. Gene Ontology annotation, molecular function: protein kinase binding. The record is from RefSeq and is a predicted model, not a curated record. Lineage: Eukaryota; Metazoa; Chordata; Actinopteri; Centrarchiformes; Sinipercidae. Gene Ontology annotation, biological process: positive regulation of protein tyrosine kinase activity; neuromuscular junction development.
CAGCAGGUGCUGUAAAAACCAGUCCAGGUGGCAGCAUCACGGUCGGUUGGCUGGUGCACAGACAGGCGGAGAGACACUGGUCGUGCCAUUUUCCAUGUGCCUUGCUGGGGGCGAGUUUGCGCCCCACAAGCAGAGAGAGAGAGAGAGAGAGAGAGCUGCUAUUUUGAAAGUGACCCCUCAUUCAGGCAGCAACUCUGCAGCUGUCAGGAACCAUGACUGAAAAUGACGGAUUCUGUUGUCGUGGAGGGAUAUGCCAGAUUCAGAGAUGGAAAAAAGUGGAAAACUAGGUGGCUCGUUCUUCGCAAGCCGUCGCCUGUAGCAGACUGCCUUGUGCUGCUUGUUUUUAAAGACAAGUCCGACAAAGCGCAGGGCAACAAGGAGAGGGCCAGUGUCACCUUGGAGGAGAUCUGCGGUCUGGAAGCGGGACAGUGGUAUGAAGGCGUGGCUUUUACUCUGGCCAUCCUCUGCCUGAACCAGGCUGCUCUACUGGGCUUCGACAGCAAAGAGGCCCUGCAGGCGUGGGACGUCCGCCUGCGGUACAGCCUCGGAGAAGUUCACAGAUUCAGUGUUGGAGUCUUACCAGGGACCAAGUUGGAGAGUGGACCUGCAACUCUUCAUUUAUGCAACAACUUAUUAGCUCUCGCCCGGGACGUCCCGCCUGUUAUUAUCGGCCACUGGAACCUUCCAGACCUGCGCAGAUAUGGGCCUGUACCCAAUGGAUUUGUGUUUGAGGGAGGAACAAGAUGUGGUUACUGGGCUGGUGUUUUUUUGCUCUCAUCUGCUGAGAGCGAGCAGAUCAGCUUUCUGUUCGACUGCAUCGUCAGAGGCAUCUCCCCCACCAGAGGCCCUUUUGGACUGCGGCCAGUUUUGCCAGACCCCAGUGCCAGUCCGACGAAUUUGGAGGAGAGGCUGAACCAUGAGGCCCAGGAGCUGGAGAAACGACUGAGCCUGCUCUCUCACAGGAGCAGCACAGUCUCGUCCUCGUACUGCCCAUCUGCUGGGGGAGACGACCGCAGCAUGUCCGGUUCCUCCGACACGUCAGACACCAGCCAAUCAGAUUGCAGUAUUGGCAGCCGGCUGGCCAUUUGGACCGAACCGGCCUCCAGCCCAUCUGAAAACAUCGGCCAUGUGGGUGCUAAAGUGGCACUGCAGAGCAUCGAGAAGCUGUCCGUCAACAAGUGUGGCGGAAACCGGCCGGCUGCCAACCCUCCCCGGCAGCUUCAGGAGAUCGGCCGUCAGAGCUCAUCUGACAGCGGCAUCGCCACCGGCAGCCAUUCCUCUUACUCUGGAAGUUUCUCCUCCUACACAGGCAGCCUGGAUAUCACCCCCGGAGAGGACUUUGGGUCUGUUUUCAACUUGCCUCCCCACUUGGCUCAAGACCUGAGCCCUUGUACUUGCCCCACUUCCCCUGGACAUGAAUACCAGGUACCAACAUCACUUAGGUAUCUCUAUGACACUCCCAGGAGUCUUUUACAGGAGGGAAGUGGGGUUGCCAAAGACAAUGAACCCUCCAACCCAACUAAGGACACUCCUGCCUUUUCAGGCCUCACGACAGACUCAGCAAAGGCGGAUAAAAGCAGUGUCAUGACCUCUGAGGGUCCCUCAGAAACUACUAACAGACAGUCAGUGAGCGAACACUUACAAUGCCCCUCAGAGGGGAGUAAGAAAACCAAGGUGGCGCCCUCUACUGAACACCCAGACUCUUGUCACAUCUGCAGCUCUCUCACAUCUGUCUCCAAAACCAUCGUGACCAUCUGCUCAGUGUGUGGUGGAUUUAAGGGGACGCCAUACAUCCUUGGAAGUGGUUCAGUGAUACCUGCUAUACCAGAACAUCAUAUUUUCAAUCCAGCAGAUCAAAGUGUUGACAAAUCACCAUGCAGACCCAGCACUGCCAGUGAAUACAAUAUUGCAGUGAAUAAUAUUCUGGAGAAAUCCUGCGCCUCUCCUGGCUCUGGAAACAUCCACAGCUCAGAGGAGCCAACAGUGAGGACGAGUGAGGAUUCCCUGCUGCCAAAAAAAGGAAGAGAGAAAUUAGCCAGUCUCUUAGCUGAUCUGUUAGGCUUUCCAAGCGCAGAUAGGCAACCGGAGGCAAAGACCAGCCUGAACGUGUAUGAGUCAAUGAGCCCGAGAUUUGGAAAUGAGCACAAAUCUGCACCAACUGGCACCUGUGUACCAUCACACGACUCGCAGCAAGACAAAAGAGCUGUCAUUUAUGAAAACUGUUUAAAGUGUCAGGGAGAGCACUGCCACCCUCCUCCAUGCGUCGCACCUGCCGAAAUGUACCGCAACAAGAACAUCCCUACUUUACAAACCUUUCCAACUGGGCUACACCUGAAGAGAAGCCAAGAACACGAAGUAGCAGCUAAUGAGGAGCUGCUCUAUCAAGCUCACAGUGAUGGAUUGCAGAGCGUGGACAGGCAGUGUCAGUAUGAAGAGAUGAAUGGUCGGAAAGUGACCAGUGAAGACAAAAGGCUUAAUAGUAAAGAGGAAAAACGCAGAGCUGAUCCUGCUUAUGAGAUCAUGGAGAGUCGGGCGCCGGAGAGGAACUCGGAGGCAGAAGAAAAAAGCAAGUACGAGCUAAUGGGCAGCUGUGGUCAGCAGAGGUUACAUCAAGAGAAUGAAGGGGUAGUGUUCGUUUUCCCCCCUGAGGCACCACUUCCUGAAAGGCCUCGCAGUGAAGGUGUGACGUAUGUGAAUAUUCCUGUUAGUCCCACAUCCAAGAAGCAGCUCAACUACAUGGAGCUGGAGCUGCAGGAGCCAGGUCUUAGCACCCGAGGGACCGCCGCACAUCUCCCGCCUCAGAGAAAGAGCUCCACCAAGUACGCCCAGAUUGACAUCACCGCUACAGAGACGGCCCACAAAGUCGGCACGCAGCAUGCCCUGGGUCGGCAGGAGGGCCUGCACACUCUGGAGCUCAGAAGAAAGGGUACGCCACAUUGACUUCUUCAUCACUAAACUCAGCAGGAUGUUUUUGCCCAAGACCAGCCCACUACAUCAAAAGUUUGCAAGAAACAUCUGAGGGAGUCCAGACUGUUCUCAAAAGGUCCUCGGAGGUUUACUGUGGGAUUCGUUCCCUGUUCUGUUCCAUCUUGUGAAUACAAAUUUUUUUGGAAGUCGCUUCAUCCAGUCUGCCCAAUGUCCAUUUUCUCAGAUUCAGACUUGCUUCUGUAAUCACAAAGCAACUUGAAAAUGGAGCCUCCUCUGAAAGGUUUGGGACCGGAUCAGGAGCAACAUUUCAUUCUUGGUCUCUUUUGUGAACUCGGGCAUCUCAUUAAAUGGCAUUAUGUCAGUGCCUGAGCCUCAGGCUAACUUGGAGGAAGAUGUGCCAGUCCUGAGCUGAGUCACUGGCCCUGAUAAACCCCCAGAGCAGAGGCAUUUCACAGCUCACUUGGGCCAUCCCUAACAACAUGCAAUAUGCUGUUUUUGUCCUUGUUUGGGAGAACGAGGCAGGGUGGCAGCAGAGAUGGUGUUUGUUCUUUAUUCCUCAGUGAUAACCACAUCAGUAAUUCCACAUGUAGUUGCACGAAACUCACUUUUUAGUAUAUUCAUAUUUGGGGAAACUUUCCAUCCAGUCUUACUCAGAAUGCUGCAAAUUUCAGGUUUGCUGUUUUUCAAAAAAUUAAGACAAGAUUUAUGUUUGUAUAAGUAAGAGCAGGAUAAUUAAUGGUUCUGCAUAAUACUUCCAUAUUGUGCCUGGGUGUAACUAAUGGAUCUGUGUUUGUCAUAUGAACAGAAUCUCAGUGCUGCUAUUGUUUUCUUUUUUCUGCUUCACAGUUCAUAUGGAAUAAGAUUUACUGUGGAAAAGUCUUCAUAAAUAAUGCAAAGCAAAGAAGACGGUGAAAAUCAUUAUUUAGUAUGUGUUUUGUAGAGCUAUUUUAGUCAACAUAUUGUUUUUGUCUCAUACACUACUUGGAUGACACUCUAUUUUGAUAUCUGUAAAUACAUUCUCUUUCUAUUUAGGUGAUGUGGAUUGUUAUAAAAUAUACAUUACAUGUGAAGACAAUGUAUGUACAGUAAAGAUGUAUUGAAAGAGUUAAAAGGACAGUGCCUGCUUACUAAGGCUUUUUUUCUUGUAAAUUAUUUAUAACAUUAACUACUGCUUUGAUGUGCAUGUUCAGUUUUUCUAGAGCUACAGUAGUAAACCAGUUUGCUACGAUGUUAUAUAAAACAUCCUAACAAUU